GGCUCGAGAUUCCUGGGCCACACGAACUGCGUGGCCCGAGAGAUUUGUUUCCGCCGGUGAAUCAGUGGGUUGGGUGACGCGACCAUGACGGAGAAAGAAAUGGAUUUGUCAGGUGAGAAGCUCUCGGUGGGCGACUUUAGCCUGGGCAAGACGCUGGGCACGGGAGCCUUUGGACGAGUGAGGUUUGUCACGCACAAGGCCAGCGGAAGGCACUACGCGCUGAAGACCUUGAAAAAGGCGGCUAUCAUCAAGAUGAAGCAGGUUGACCAUAUCAUGAGCGAAAAGCAGAUUCUGGCCAAGUUGCAACACCCAUUCAUCGUGAACAUGUUUGGCUCCUUCCAUGACCCACGCUAUAUCUACAUGGUCUUGGAGUACAUCGUCGGCGGGGAAUUCUUCACUCACCUCCGAAAGGCUGGCCGUUUUGAGAAUGAGCAGUCCCUGUUCUACGCGGCGCAGAUCACUUGUAUCUUUGAGUACUGCCAUGAGCUGAACAUUGUCUACCGUGAUCUGAAGCCGGAGAACAUUUUGAUCAAUGCCGAUGGCUACGUGAAGUUGACGGACUUCGGCUUCGCCAAGGUCAUCGAACACCGCACCUACACGCUUUGCGGCACGCCAGAGUACAUCGCGCCAGAGGUCUUGCUGAACAAGGGCCAUGGAAAGCCAGUGGAUUGGUGGACCCUCGGCAUCCUCAUCUACGAGAUGAUUGUCGGCUAUCCCCCUUUCGUCGAUGAAGACCCCAUGGGCAUCUACCAGAAGAUCUUGGCAGGAAAGAUCACGUUUCCAAAGAUCUUUCACAAGGAGGCUAAGAGCUUGGUGAAGAAGUUGCUGACCCCGGACUUGGGCAAGCGCUUCGGGAACUUGAAGAACGGCGCCGCGGACAUCAAGGAGCACAAGUGGUUCAAGGAUCUCAGCUGGGAUGAUUUGUUGGCCAAGAAGGUGGAGGCUCCCUUUAAGCCAUCCGUGAAGGGUGCCACAGACACCAGCAACUUCGAUGACUACCCAGACUCAGAUCAAGAGCCUCCCGCGGUGAACGCUUCGCAAGAUCCCUUCACCAACUGGUGAAGAAGUUCGGAAGUUCCUAUACGAACCUAUACGGCAUCAAGUGAGGUGAAUGCACUUUCGCACCCAAAGCGUGCGGAGGUUUGCCUUGGAAUCUACGCAUUCAGCAGCUGGUGUUUCCACUCACCCUUUGGGGCUGAGGAAUGCAGAGCCCAGCGACUGGGCGAUGAA
Durusdinium trenchii is the source of this 1230-nucleotide messenger RNA. NCBI's taxonomy places the organism in Eukaryota, Dinophyceae, Suessiales, Symbiodiniaceae. The record is from the annotation of a GenBank genome assembly.